UUGCGGCCGGCGGUGUGGCCGGCAGGUCGUAUGUCGCAAUUAAUUUCUCGCAUUGUCGCUGCAAGGGCCCACCCGUCGUUGCGUCGUUAUUUAAGACCGCGUCCGCAACCAGCCGACCACCACCUUUGUCUCGGGUCGCAGCGCUGAUUCAAUUCAUCAUGUUGGUCCGUCAGCUCGCCGUGGCUCUGGCCGUUGCAGCCUUGUCCAAUGCCAUCCCGACUUCUGUCAAGCAUGUUUUGCACGAGAAGCGUGACCAGCCCCCAUCCGACUGGGUGAAGGGCGCUCGCGUGGACAGCGAUGCCGUCUUGCCUAUGCGCAUUGGUCUAGCCCAGAACAAUCUGGACAAGGGAUAUGACUUUUUGAUGGAAGUUUCGCAUCCCACCUCUCCCAAGUACGGCAAGUACUGGUCGGCUGAUGAGGUGCACGACAUGUUCGCGCCCUCCGACGAAGCUGUCGAGGCGGUGCGCGAAUGGCUCGUCGCCUCUGGCAUCCACCCAUCGCGGGUGGUGCACUCCGACAACAAGGGCUGGCUCGCGUUCGAUGCUUACGCCCAUGAAGCUGAGAGGCUUCUGCUGACGGAGUUCCACGAGCACGAGAGUGAUGCUAGUGCUAGCAUCAAGGUUGGAUGCGAUGAAUACCAUGUCCCUCAGCACAUCCAGAAGCACAUCGACUACAUCACCCCAGGAGUGAAGCUCACUCAGGUCGUCAAGAAGAGGAACAAGGUCAAGCGUGCAUCCCAGUUGGCACACUCUUCCAAGGCCAAGUCCGCCUAUUCGGGCCCCCAGCCCCUGCCGAGCAAGGCCAAAUUUCUGCCAGAUGACCUCAAGGCCUGUGGCUACAACAUCACACCCUCGUGCAUUAAGGCUCUGUACCAGAUCCCUGACUCUACUACGGCGACCCCGGGCAACAGCCUCGGUCUCUACGAGCAGGGCGACUACUUUGCCAAGUCUGAUCUUGACCUUUUUUACAAGGAGUAUGCUCCGUGGGUUCCUCAGGGUACCUACCCCAUUCCGGCCCUGAUUGACGGCGCCAACUUUUCGGUUCCCUCCUGGAGCUCUCUAAACACCGGUGAAUCGGACAUUGACAUUGACAUGGCGUUCUCCCUGCUGUACCCCCAAACGGUCACCCUUUACCAGGUUGACGACCAGAUCUAUGAACCCGAGGAGGUCGCCACCACCAACUUGUUCAACACCUUCCUUGAUGCUCUGGAUGGGUCCUACUGCACUUACAGCGCCUAUGGCGAAACCGGUGACGACCCGGAGAUUGACCCUGUCUACCCCGACACCCAGGCGGGCGGCUACAAAGGAAAACUCCAAUGUGGUGUCUACAAGCCCACUAACGUCAUCAGUGCUUCCUAUGGCCAGUCCGAGGCUGAUCUUCCCAUUGGCUACACCAAGCGCCAGUGCAACGAGUUCAUGAAGCUCGGUCUGCAGGGACACUCUAUUCUGUUCGCCUCUGGCGACUACGGUGUGGCUUCUUUCGCCGGCGACGGUGACGAGAACGGCUGCCUCGGCCCUGAGGGCAAGAUCUUCAACCCCCAGUACCCUUCAAACUGCCCUUACGUCACCUCCGUCGGAGGCAGCAUGCUCUACGGCUACCAGACCGUGAACGACAGCGAGAGCGUCAUGCACGUGAACCUCGGCGGAACCGCAACUAACUUCAGUACCUCUGGUGGCUUCUCGAACUACUUCCCUCAGCCGGCCUACCAGGUGGCUGCGGUGGCGGAGUACUUCGAGACCGCCAACUUGUCGUACCCCUACUACUCCGAGUUCCAGGUGGACGUGAACACCACCAAGGGUCUCUACAACCGUCUCGGCCGUGCCUACCCUGACGUGUCGGCCAACGGCGCCAACUUCCGCGCAUACAUGGACAGCUAUGACUACCACUGGUAUGGAUCCAGUUUGGCUUCGCCGCUGUUUGCGUCGGUCCUCACUCUGCUCAACGAGGAGCGUUUUGCGAUCGGCAAGGGCCCUGUCGGUUUCGUCAAUCCUGCCCUCUACGCUUAUCCCCAGGUUCUUAACGACAUCACCAACGGUACUAAUGCCGGAUGCGGAACCUACGGUUUCAGCGCUGUCGAUGGAUGGGACCCCGCCAGUGGCUUGGGUACUCCUAACUAUCCCUUGAUGAAGGAGUUGUUCCUGUCUCUGCCUUAGUUGAUGAUUGAUUGAUGUGAUGGAUGUGACGUAUGUGAGACGUAUGUAACCAUGAUGUGGAUUAGUUUAUGAUGAUAGGAAUAAUGUGUAGAUGCAAAUAUGAAAUCACAUUCAUCUUUUCGG
Molecule: messenger RNA, 2276 nt
Organism: Aspergillus sclerotioniger CBS 115572
Lineage: Eukaryota; Fungi; Ascomycota; Eurotiomycetes; Eurotiales; Aspergillaceae
Product: S53 family peptidase
Exons: 8
Coding region: 159-2153 (664 amino acids)
Biological process (GO): proteolysis
Molecular function (GO): serine-type endopeptidase activity; tripeptidyl-peptidase activity
Source: RefSeq, a predicted model, not a curated record